Aspergillus calidoustus is the source of this 1644-nucleotide messenger RNA. The record is from the annotation of a GenBank genome assembly. Lineage: Eukaryota; Fungi; Ascomycota; Eurotiomycetes; Eurotiales; Aspergillaceae.
AUGGGUUCCCACGCGGCAUUCGAGCACAUCGAGCUUAGUCCCACCAAAGCGCCGGGGGACACCACAGUUUCAAACUCUGGCAAUUUGCCAACCAAUUCCAAAGGUGAGACAGUCGACCAUGGCGCAGAAACGCAACUUCAUCGCUCUCUCGGCACUCGGCACCUCACCAUGAUUGCCCUGGGGUCCGCAAUCGGGAUGGGGAUGUGGCUUGGGAGCGGAAAGUCACUCGCCAACGGCGGUCCGGCAAGUCUGUUUGUUGGCUUCCUAAUUAGCAGCUCGGUAGUCUGGUCAGUCUCACACUCCAUUGGCGAGAUGGCUAUCAUGUAUCCGCUGCCCUCGGGGUUUGUGCAGUGGUCGUCGAUCUUUAUAAGCCCCGCGGCCGGGUUUGCGCUUGGUUGGGGGUAUUGGUUUUCGUACUGGAUUACGAUUGCAAAUGAACUCCAAGGCGUUGUCACGGUGUUGAACUACUGGACAGACCAGGUACCCAAAGCAGCAUUGAUAACCAUCUUCUGGGUCGUCAUCAUCUUGAUCAACGUUUGGGCUGUCAGGUUCUUUGCAGAGGUCGAGGUAUUUUCAUCAACCGUCAAGUUCGGCUGGAUGUUCAUAGCCAUCAUCGCAUUGGUUGUUGUCACGGCCGGACGUGCCCCACAAGGAGGACCCAUUGGCUUCCGUUAUUGGAACGAACAGACAUUUAACAAUGGCUUCAAGGGGUUCAUCAGCGUCCUCCCAACCUGUGUUUUUGGCAUGGCCGGCUCUGAAAAUGCGGCUCUGGUCGCGAGCGAGGUGUCUAAUCCUCGACGGUCGGUGCCCAGAGCCAUUGGAUCAAUCUGGCUCCGUCUCGGGCUAUUCUAUAUUUUAGGAAGCUUGAUGAUAACCCUCACAGUCAAUCCCAAGGAUCCCAACCUCUUUGGCGGCUCCGGGAGUAACGCCUCUCCAUUUGUGAUUGCGUUCAACAAUGCUGGUAUUCCCGUCAUGGCGCAUAUCACCAAUGCAGUGAUUCUUAUUUCUGUCGUGUCAACGGGGAGUAUCUCGGGAUAUGGAGGCUCACGGAUGCUCAUGGGCCUGGCGCAUGUGAGGAUGAAUCACAAGAUCUUUGGCAAGGCUGACAGAAUGGGUCGCCCAUGGGCGGGCUACAUCGCAACAAUCGGCAUCGGCGGCGCCCUCGCCUACCUGAACGUGUCACAUACCGGAGCGGAGGUGUUUACAUGGCUAUCAAACCUCGUAUCUCUUCUCACCCUCUUUGGAUGGGGAAUGAUCUCUCUCUGCCACCUGAGGUUCCGAUACGCCUGGAAGGCGCAGGGGCGGGAUGAAUCCCACCUUCCCUGGAAGACCUGGACGUAUCCGUAUGCCACCUGGUGGGGGUUUAUAUGGUGUGUUGGGUUGAUUGUGUUCGAGUUCUAUUUGAGCAUCUGGCCAUUACAUGAGGAACCCUCUGUGAAGAAUUUCUUCGCUAAUUACGUGAGCGUUGUUGCUGUUGCUGUAAUCUGGGCUGCGGCUCAGAUCUGGUACCGCUGCCCGGUUUGGGUUGACGGCGGGGAGAUUGAUCUGGACAGGGAUCGGCGCAUUUAUGCUCAUGAUGUCACUGAGGAAAGUACGCCUGCUAGGAAGAGAUUGCUUGGGAGGCUGAGCUUACUACUAGAAUAG